This is a messenger RNA of Puccinia graminis f. sp. tritici CRL 75-36-700-3, 1200 nucleotides long. RefSeq lists its product as uncharacterized. The transcript is spliced from 5 exons. The record is from RefSeq and is a predicted model, not a curated record. Lineage: Eukaryota; Fungi; Basidiomycota; Pucciniomycetes; Pucciniales; Pucciniaceae. Gene Ontology annotation, biological process: mRNA splicing, via spliceosome. Gene Ontology annotation, cellular component: spliceosomal complex. Bases 1 to 1200 code for a protein of 399 amino acids.
AUGACCGUCACCUCAUCCAUCGAUUUGUCCACAAUAACCACAGAAACAACGAGAGGGCCAGAAGAACAGGAAGAUGGCGAACAACAGAUAGUAUUCAUCAAGAAGAAGAAGAAAAAGAAUAGUAACAAUGCCACGCUUCGUUCUAAGGAUGAAGUCUCGAAGGAUCGAGUCAAGGAGGAGGAAGUAGAAGCGCGAAGGACGGUAGAGGAGAUGAUAGCGCUUCGCAGACUCAAGCAGGCCAGGGUGGGCAUCGAGCUCCAACGACUGAACGCGGGCGAGCCGAAGAAGAAGAAGAAGAAGAAAAACCCGAAUGCGGCGGGCGAGGGGGCCGACGGAUCUGAGCAGGGCGGCAAGCCGGUCGGCGCAAACACUGACCCGCUCGACGAUGAUCCUGUCAAGGACGAUCGACUGGCAGACGAUGAGCCGGAGGACGAGGACGCUCGGACACGAAAGAUCAUCAAAUCUAACCAUUUCACUCAACAAACCAACACCUUAGAUGUAGACAAACACAUGAUGGCCUACAUAGAAGAAGAGCUACAGAGACGACGGACGGAUGCGAUUGCGGCGGGGACGAUUGAGAGCUCGGAGCCGAUCCUGAAAGGGCUCGAGGCGAUCGCCUCCUUGGAUCCGCGCGACGAGCUGUACAAGAUCGCGGAGAAGUAUCGGAUCCAGAAGAAGCCGGUGGUCGAAGGAAACGUGACGCUGAGUGCGACGAUGCUCACCUCGAUUCCGGAGGUCGACCUGGGCAUCGAUAAUCGGAUCAGGAAUUUCGAGGCGACCGAGAAAGCCAAACGACAAUUAACCGAACAACGAGCGCAGCAGAAUCAAGCGAAGACGACGACGGGGUUUGGGGCGACCCAGGGCGGGCCGAGCUCUGGCGCCGAGCCCAAGGAGCACUUUGCCGCGGACCGGUUCUUGCUGCCGAACCAUCUCAAACAGAACCCUUUGAACGAGCUCGAUUCGCUCAAGAUUGCCCGGCUCGAAAGCGAGGGUCUGUUCGAGGAAGCCGACGUGCUUCGCAAAGACCUCAAACGCAAAGCUUAUCAACUUAAAUAUGGCAAUAAUAACAAUUCUUCGACUAAUGCGUCCACCAAUAAUCAUCGCUUCGGAUCAAACCAUCAUGGGCCUCGCUCUAAUCAACUCGCAACUGACGAUCGGGCCGUCGAAAACUUCCGCAAACGGAUGGGCGGAAGACGUUGA